This is a messenger RNA of Fusarium fujikuroi IMI 58289, 579 nucleotides long. RefSeq lists its product as uncharacterized. The record is from RefSeq and is a predicted model, not a curated record. Lineage: Eukaryota; Fungi; Ascomycota; Sordariomycetes; Hypocreales; Nectriaceae. The coding region runs from base 1 to 579 and encodes 192 amino acids. The transcript is spliced from 2 exons.
AUGGUAAUCAACGUCAAAGAUAUCGGAUGGCUCACCCUGUUCGGGGACCCCGGUCACGGUGCACAUGCCUCCGGCAUUCGUGGCUUGCUGCGCGGGUUUUCGAAGCGCAGACCAGAAAGCCGACAGGAUACAACUGCGGGAGAGAAGCGAGCGAGGAGAUGGACACUCCCCAAGGAGGGGGAGUGUAAGAGCUGGAGUCUGGAGGAACUCCAGGUAGAGUAUGAGAUUCUACGUCGAAAGUACAAGGAAGCCGACCAGCUCUAUCUGGACAAGGCCAAAAUCACCGAGAGGAAGGUGACAGUGCACUCUGAGAACGUGGCGAACCAGUGCCGCGAAUGGGUGCACGACUGCAAGAAGACCUUGCAGUCUCUGGAGGGUGAUCUCAAACUGGUCAUCAACAAGAAAGGUGUUAAGGCAGUUAUUACACAUGCCUGUAAGCAUCCGACACAGGACAAUGUGAAUCUGGCAACGAAGGAGAUCCAUGACGCCGACAAGCGUAUUAGGGCACGAUGCAGGAAUAUUGGGACAUCUGUCAAAAAAAUGACAGAAGACUUAGGUAAACUUAGGAUAAUUCUAUGA